Messenger RNA from Chara braunii, 3087 nucleotides. The record is from the annotation of a GenBank genome assembly. Lineage: Eukaryota; Viridiplantae; Streptophyta; Charophyceae; Charales; Characeae.
AACAUUUACAUUUGCAUAACAGUUGUCAAUGAUCAGAGCCCAAGUGUUGCCACUAUUUUGAUCAGCUUUUAGGGGUCUUCUUUUUAAUUAAAAAAAAAAGAAAAAAAACAGAUUCUAGGGUUAAAAUUGGAGAUGAAGACCUUUGGGUUUGGGUCCUUUGGGAGGAUGGGGAUGCGGAGGAGGAUCGUUGGGUUCAAUGAGCACAUUGAGACCAUUGAGAACAUUGAGAGCACUGGGACCGAUGAGUCCAUGGGGUAUAAAUGUCUGGUGUUUAAGUUUAGUUACGAGGAUUAUCAUCAACAGACGUCGGAGUUUUGCAAAGAAGAAGAUGAAGUCCUUCGUGACGUUCAUUUUGCGCACAAGCCUGUGGAAUGGACCCCUGAGUUCUUCCGUUCGGCUUGGUGGUUCGGUCUUGGGGGCGAUAUGCCCCCUUUGCGUACGUUCUGGGCCAUCGACCCGGAACUAUUGAUGUGCUUCUACAAACAGCUGGUGCACGAGACGUUCAUGGAGCAUCCAAAUGCAUCAGGACUCACCGUUGAAAGAGAUCAUGUUUACCAGCAUUCCAGUCUGCUAGAUGGUAGUACGGAAGCCGAGUUGCUUUUGGGAACGUUGGGGGAAUUGUUCACUGCAACGGACAAAGCCCCGUUUCGGCACCUAAGGAGUAUCGAGCUUCGCUCCGUCUACUUCGACGCAGUCUUCUGCUCCCUCGAGAACCUUUGUUCUUUCCUCGUCGACCCGCACUGCCAGAUCAAAGUCCUCAGUUUGGUAAACUGCGACCUGCAACCGGGUGCCGGUUACGUGCUGCGCGACAUGUUGAUAAGCAACUGUUCGCUCACCCACUUCAAGCCGGACUGUCGUUUUCACUCUCCAGAGGAGAAAGUUGAGUUGGCACGCGGCGUGGCAGGUUCCCGAAGUCUCCAAGAAUGCUUUCUGAUGAUCAUUUCGAACACAGAGUUACGUGCAUUGGCAGACGGUCUGCAGGUAUCGGAGUUUCGAGAAGAACAAGGAGGAGAGGAGAUGCCGCACUACCAAAAUGGUGCCGCGGAAACCAUUGAACUGGGCACACAGGCAGCAGACAGUCGACACUCCUCGAAUUUUCCGGAAGGACGAGGAGGAGGAGAAGCACUACCGCACCCCAGCGAUUGUGCUGAACAAACCACUGAACAGAGCACACGGGUGUCAGACGGUUUACAUUCCCCGGAGUUUCCACAAGGACGCGGCGUUGGAGGCGGGGAGGCGGUAGCUCACCCACGAAAUGGUGCCACAGACGGUCUGCAUUCCCCAGAGUGUCCGGAAGAACGAGGUGCUGAUGUGGUAGCACGCCCACGAAAUGGUGCCGCAGAGGGUCUGCGUUUCCUGGCGUUUCCGGAGGUACGAGGCGGAGAGGAGGUAGCACAUGGAAGAGAUCGUGCUGCAGAAAGCAUUCAACGGAAAAUCAAGCCAGCAAAGGAAGACGCGGCAGAGAGACGAAAAGGACCCAUUGGACAAAGGGCGGAGGCGGCAAAGGAUGCAGCAGCUCCGGCGGCAACGGUGGUAGGGGAAGUGAAGGGAUCCGGUGAAAGCCAAGAACGCUCGACCCAGAAUUCAAGCCUUACAUGGUUGCUGCAGAGAAGCCUGUAUGGCUUCAGAGUCCUGCUACGACAGGUUAGGGCCCACAGGGAGACUCACCACGACGGUGGGCUAGCGGAUGGUGGUCCUCGAUACGUAGUCAAGGAGCAAGAAACGGGGUCUGGAGGGGUCCUGCCCAGAAAAAGAGUCCGGGAAAUUGGAGAACCAAGGGUGGAGGCGGCAGAGGACAAGACAAUGGCGGAAGAUAUAGCAAUGACAGAAAUGAAGGUAAGUACUAACACAGCAUUGGCUGAAACUGCAGUGAUAGAUACGGUGAUGGAAGAAACGGCGGUGGCACUGCCAGAAACACUAGCGCAAGACGUAGCAGUGGCAGAAGGUGGACAGGUAGGAGGAGGAGAGGGGUGUGAAGAGGGGUCUGAGGGGGUACCGAGCAACAGAGUCAGGCAAAUGGGAGAAACUGCAUGGGCAGAAGGAGGAGAGGUAGGAGUGGAGGGGUGUGAAGGGGGGGAACCCAGCAACAGAGUCGGGCAAACGGAAGAACCAAGGGAAGAGGCAAAGCUGGCCGCAACAACCGCGGCAGAUCAUAUAGCAAUGGCAGAAAUAAUAGUUAAAAAAACAGGAGUGAUAGAUAUGGUAAUGGAAGAAACAACGGGCGCGGAAACAGUAGUGCGAGAAACAGCAGUGGUAGAGACUGCAGUGCCUGGAGGAGGAGUGGUACGAGGAGACGAGGGCUUAGGAGCGGUGGCCAAAACUGCAGUCCCAGGGAUGACGACAACGGCAGAAACAACAGCUGCAGAGAGGGCGACGACAGGAGCAGAGGUAGGAGGAGGAGAGGAGGAAGGAGCAGAGAGGGAAGCGCAAUGGGCAGACUCUGGGGCGCAAUUAGGUGGAGCCAUGACUCAAAGAGAUGCAUUAUCGACAGAACGUUUCGAGGCCUGCAGCUUGUCAAGCAGGGUGUUACGAUGUGCAGAGCAAAGCACCGGUCUGCGGAAACUCUUUCUUCGCAUUGGCUUUUUACUGAUAGACGAGUACGGUGGCGUGGCAGAGAGUCUCUCUGGACUUCUAAGAACAAACAAUAGCCUCCGAGCAUUGACGAUCAGCUGGAUGGAUCGCGGGGCGAUCUCUGUCGAAAACACGUUUAAGAUCGUUGAAGGUCUCAGGGAAAACAGACGUCUGGAAAUGCUGUGUUUCCGAGGGCUUCCUAUCCUACCAUCACAUGUGGCGGACACACCUCUUAGGACCCAGCUACAGUCUAUUCUUAGUCAGAAUCAGACUCUCAGAUCUUUGACUGGUCUUUACGGACUGGAGUCAGAUAAAGCCGUGAUCAGACUUUUGAGAGGACGCCCAUGGCCCUGAGAUUGCUGGGUGCAUCGCCGCGACUGACGGAACGACAGAGAUCCAGCUACGGUUCCAAGAACAGGAGUUUUACCUAGAUAUAUCGUGAAACAGCAUCGCCUUUCUGCCUCAUCAACUCACUGAAACUUCUGAAAGGAUAGCAAGUAAACUGCAAACACGAGG